AUGGGGGGUAAUGAUGACAGCUGCGUGGUAGCACAGGACAGAGUAGGGGUGCCCCACAUGCCCUAUUUUAAUCUUUUGAAGAGUUUCACAUCUACCUUUCCUCAUGUAUCUAGGAUAUCACGGUUUCAUCAUAUAACCCCAGCAGUGUGCUGUUGCAGUAAAACACAGAGUGGUGAAAAGUACACUGAUCCUUUUAAACUUGCCUGGAGAGACUUAAAAGGUCUGUAUGAGGACAUUAGGAAGGAACUACUUAUAUCUACAACAGAACUGAAGGAGAUGUCUGAGUACUACUUUGAUGGAAAAGGAAAAGCAUUUCGACCAAUUAUUGUGGUGCUAAUGGCCCGAGCAUGUAAUAUACAUCAUAAUAACGCCAGACAUGUGCAAGCAAGCCAGCGCUCCAUAGCCUUAAUUGCAGAAAUGAUCCACACUGCUAGUCUGGUUCAUGAUGAUGUUGUUGAUGAUGCAAGUUCUCGAAGAGGAAAGCACACAGUUAAUAAGAUCUGGGGGGAAAAGAAGGCUGUUCUUGCUGGAGAUUUAAUUCUUUCCGCAGCUUCCAUAGCUUUGGCACGAAUUGGAAAUACAACAGUUAUAUCUAUCUUAACCCAAGUUAUUGAAGAUUUGGUGCGUGGUGAAUUUCUUCAGUUAGGGUCAAAAGAAAAUGAAAAUGAAAGAUUUGCACACUACCUUGAAAAGACCUUCAAGAAGACCGCAAGUCUCAUAGCCAACAGUUGUAAAGCAGUCUCUGUCUUAGGAUGCCCUGACCCAGUGGUGCAUGAGAUUGCCUAUCAAUAUGGGAAAAAUGUGGGAAUAGCUUUUCAGCUAAUAGAUGACGUACUAGACUUCACCUCAUGUUCGCACCAGAUGGGCAAACCAACAUCAGCCGAUCUGAAGCUCGGGUUAGCCACUGGCCCUGUCUUAUUUGCUUGCCAACAGUUCCCAGAAAUGAAUGCUAUGAUAAUGAGAAGAUUCAGUUUGCCAGGUGAUGUGGACAGAGCUCGACAAUACGUGCUACAGAGUGAUGGUGUGCAACAAACAACCUACCUCGCCCAGCGGUACUGCCAUGAAGCAAUAAGGGAGAUCAGUAAACUUCGACCAUCCCCAGAAAGAGAUGCCCUCAUUCAACUUUCAGAAAUCGUACUCACAAGAGAUAAAUGACAACUCUUUCUGUCCUUCCUGGCAGCUAUUUUUACCAGACUGUGCCUAAAGAUUUUUGUCAAAUACACUUUGCUUCAUGUGCAGAUAACCAAAAAUCAUUUUAAAAAAUCAUUUCAACCUCACUGAUAGGAUUUUUUUUUUAAAUUGGCAAGGUUUUUCAAGAAACUUUUUAAUGUAAAUGGUUUUGAAGAAAGCCAUAACUAUGAAAUGGAAUGAUCAAAACCUGUCGUUCUAGUCCCGUAAAUUCUAAUCGAGGUAUCAGAUGGUUAUAUGUGGUAUUGUUUACAUUGUUAAUACCCACCCACAUGUAAAGAUAGCCAUUAGAGAAAUAAAUAAUCAUUGUCAAAAU
Elephantulus edwardii (Cape elephant shrew) is the source of this 1504-nucleotide messenger RNA. RefSeq names its product prenyl (decaprenyl) diphosphate synthase, subunit 1 (gene PDSS1). The transcript is spliced from 11 exons. The coding region runs from base 1 to 1155 and encodes 384 amino acids. NCBI's taxonomy places the organism in Eukaryota, Metazoa, Chordata, Mammalia, Macroscelidea, Macroscelididae. The record is from RefSeq and is a predicted model, not a curated record. Gene Ontology annotation, biological process: ubiquinone biosynthetic process; isoprenoid biosynthetic process. Gene Ontology annotation, cellular component: mitochondrion; transferase complex. Gene Ontology annotation, molecular function: prenyltransferase activity.